This is a messenger RNA of Octopus bimaculoides (California two-spot octopus), 1427 nucleotides long. RefSeq lists its product as uncharacterized. NCBI's taxonomy places the organism in Eukaryota, Metazoa, Mollusca, Cephalopoda, Octopoda, Octopodidae. The record is from RefSeq and is a predicted model, not a curated record.
UUUAAUUGCGAACUGUUUGUGUUGUUACGUCUAGAACAAGUUCACUUAUAACAACCACUCUUAUAUUCCUGUUAGUUUCGGAUUUGUACAUAUCUCUUAAUUAACUUCAUUAUAUCACGAACAAUAUAAUUAGUCACGAAGAACUAUUGGAAAGUUCUUCAAGUAUGAUGUCGUGUGGUUAUAUUACAGUUGCUGAGGGGACCUGGGGCUCCUCUCGUUUGUCUGCCAAACUGUUGAUGUCGAUGAUGGUGAUGAUAGUGAUGAUGUCUCCUUACACUUCAGCCUCUAUUGAAAUGACCAACCUGUCACCUGCUGACGGUUUCACCAUUGGAGAAGGAAAAACAAUGAAUAUUGUAUGUUCAUAUUAUACGAACAAUCUUGUUUGGUUCAGGCUCAUGCGAAACAGCACUUCCGUUGUAGAGAUGCAAUACAACCAAAGCUUUGGAGUCUUUGAAACGAAGAUGUAUGAGAAAGAUUUCAGUUGUACUUUCAUGCGAUAUUCAUCGAAUUCUGGUGUGUUCAAAUGCUGGAAAAAGAACCUCAAUUGCAAGGAUGUGGGCUUAUACAGUUGUUGGUUAAGAGACGGAGAUAUUUCCAGUAUAAAGUUUCUAAAAGUGAAAUCUUCUAUUAAGAGCCUGGCACUUGCCGAGAAUGACUUUCAAAUGAGCAGGACAGCUACAUUCAAAUGCACAGCAAAUGUAGCAUUGCCUUUUCCAGGGGUUGUCGUCUUUCAAUGGAGAUUAACAAACGGUAGAAAUGAAAUUGUGAAAGAAGACAGAUUGAAUGUUUGGCAUUCUAACAAAUGUUAUGGUGAAGUAACUUCAUUCUAUCGAUAUAAUGUACAAUAUGAUGAUUUUACUCACCGUUCAGCUGUUUCUUGUACAGUAUUUAACCAGACACAUACAGAGAUAAUCGACCCCCCUAUAAUAAUUGCUAGCAGUGCUCCUGCUGGUAUAUUAUACUCUAAAUGGAUUUUGGUCGUCAAUCUCAUUCUUCUGCUUGUGGCUGUUGCAAUUUCUCGAUAGCGCCAUUCUUUUUUACACAGAGACGAUCAUGAAGAUUCCUAUUCCCGUUAACUGACUUUGGAAUCGACCAGCGUUUUAAGUGAUGAUGACAACAUCCAUGGAACUUUUCCCGAUCCAAAUUCUACAAUAUCUUUAUCAAAUAUUCAAUGCUAAUCUUAUAUGUUAAUUGUAAUCCUUGUAAAUCACUAACUGUAGAAAUACUAACUGUAGUAAUAUAAACAACUAACAAUAUUAACAAUUCAACAUUUGGAGUUACAGUAUUAUAUGUACAGGCAGCCUGGAUAGGUUGACAUAGUUUCAACAGGUUAAAGUUAACAAAAUAGUUAGAACUAAAAUUGUUUAAGAAAAACAUCAAAAUUAUGCUGAUUUAAAAGUUAAACAUUAUUGUUACAGGAAAUGUAU